CGUUAAAAGGCUAAGAAGAGAGAUAGGUAAGAGAGGGACUGGGGGAGAGGAAGGGAGAGAGAAAGACUGUCAGAAUAGGCAAGAAAGAGAGACGAACGGACGGAGAAAUUGGUUAAGUACGCGUGCGCAUUGGAAAAGGACAGAGGGAGAUCGCGGGACGGCAUUCGUAGUAGUGACGCGUUCCGUAGGGGGGAGACGGUAUCGUCGCGUCAUAAAAGUGGGGGGGACGGAAUCUCCCCUUGCGAGCAGAAGCAACGAACAGUUCUCGGCUCCCGACACCGGCCUGCAGUCGACGAGUUGGUCCUAGCGUGGAAGAGGGAGGGAAAGCGUAGUAUAUGCGUGAACGAGCGUGAGAGAGGGAGAAAGAGAAAGAAAAACCAGCAGACGAGCCGAGGAAGAAGUGAGAGGAAGGGAGAGAGAGACGGAGAGGAGAACGAGCGCGAGAGAAAUAGAGAAAGGGCGCGCAGGAAGGAGAAAGAGAAAAGCAAAAGGGAGCAACGCCGGUAGAACGCGCGCGGUGUGUCCUCAUGUCGUACGGCGUUUCUGAACGCGGCCAUUACGAGAGAGCUGCUCGGUGACGCUCGGUGUGUUAGAGGACGGUCGUAGUACAGCGUCGUCGUACAGUCGCGCGCGUAGUGAUUCUCGAAGCAACAGGACGCGCGCUUCCUUCGAUAAUCAAGCACGUGCUCGUUCACGUUUUCGCUUAUAAAAAGAGCCAACGCGCACACGCGCACGGUGGUCGUUGCACCGCUUUCGAAGUAAGGAGCGUGAAAAGGAGAAGCAAGGCGCGCGCGCGGAAGAGAAUAAUAAAAAAGAAAGAAACCGAUGUCACGCGACUCUUGAGGCAAACACGACGAGAACGGCUGUAGACUGUAGACGCGGCGUCACGUCGCGUUAUUCGACGAAAUUCUUCAAUUAUUGCGAUCGUCGAUCGUGACGAAGAGGAGGAACGUGCGCCGGAGCGAAUCGAUCGACGGCGAUCGCUGAAGAAGUAGAGAAGAGGGAGAGAAUUAUUUGAGAGAUAUCGACGAUCGACGAAGAAAGCAGCAACAGCAGCAGCAGCAGCCAUGUUCGACGUUUUUGGCUCGGUGAAAGGUCUACUCAAGCUAGACAGUGUGUGCAUCGACAACAAUGUCUUCCGAUUGCACUACAAAGCCACCGUGAUCGUACUGAUCGCGUUCUCCUUGCUUGUAACCUCGAGGCAGUAUAUCGGCGAUCCGAUCGAUUGCAUCGUCGAUGAAAUACCGCCCCACGUGAUGGACACUUAUUGCUGGAUCUACUCGACCUUUACGAUCCCGAACCGUGGCGGCGUCGUUGGCAUGGACGUCGUACAACCUGGUGUACGAAGUCACGUCGAGGGCGUCGACGAUAUCAAAUACCACAAGUAUUAUCAGUGGGUAUGUUUCACCCUCUUCUUCCAGGCGAUACUCUUCUACGUGCCACGUUAUCUUUGGAAAACUUGGGAAGGCGGCAGAAUAAAGAUGCUCAUGCUCGACCUAAACUGUCCCGUUGCAAACGAGGAAACAAAAUGCGAGAGACGAAAAUUACUCGUUGAUUAUUUCGCCUUGAAUUUGCACUCCCAGAACUUCUACGCGUUCCGAUUCUUCUUCUGCGAAGUCCUCAACUUCAUCAACGUGGUCGGACAGAUAUAUUUUAUGGACUUCUUCCUGGACGGGGAAUUCUCGACGUACGGGGCGGACGUCGUCAAGUUCACGGAACUAGAGCCGGAAGAUCGGGACGAUCCUAUGUCCCGCGUGUUCCCGAAGGUCACCAAGUGUACCUUCCACAAAUAUGGUGCGUCCGGUACCGUACAAAAGUUCGACGGUCUAUGCGUCCUACCGUUGAACAUCGUCAACGAGAAGAUCUACGUGUUCCUCUGGUUCUGGUUCAUUAUCCUGUCGAUUCUAAGCGGUCUUAGCUUGGCCUAUCGCGCAGCCGUCGUUGCAGGACCGAGGCUACGUCUGAUGUUACUACGUACUCGUUCUCGCAUAUCAGACAAGCACGACAUCGAAACGAUCGCUAAGAAUUGUCAAAUAGGCGACUGGUUCGUCCUUUAUCAACUGGGUAAGAACAUCGAUCCGUUGAUCUACAAGCAGCUCGUAUCCGACUUGGCUUUGAAGCUACAGGGUAAAGAGCACGUGUAGUCAGUUUGUCGUAGGACAUCAUCGUCGGGGUUAUGUCUUCCUUUUGCCUGAGAUCGUAAGAAUCGAUCUUACGUAGCAAAUUGGGACCCCGAGAACAAUACGAAAAUAUCCAUUAACGUCGUCCUUUUCAUCUUCGACGAAGAGAAAGAAAAAGAAAAAGAGAGAGAGAGUCGAAGACGUAUCAUGGAGAUCUUCAUGGAAGUCCACCGAUCGCGAGAGUCCUUUUCUCGCUCGAUCCUCUCGUGAUUUUUUUUUUUUUUUUUUUUUUUUUUCAAAUCAUCGUGACGAUUGUUUCGACGAUUUUCUCGCGAAAGGAUCGAGCCAUAUCUAUAUAAUGACACAUGCUUCUCGAUAGCGCUUUAAAAAACUGUUAAUCGAACGCGUAGCGCUGAUUAUUUUUGUAAUCUUGCUUUUUUCCUCGCGUAUCCUCCUUCACCGUUUGAUUAUGAUCUAUCGUAAUCCCUUCUUCCUCUUAUUCUUAUUCUUUGAGAAACGGACUCUCGCGAUUGCCAUUCGACGAUAUCUGACCUAUCCUUCGCAUCGAUCGCCUAUGUCAAAUUCUACAGGUAGAUUCAGGCGACACGAUGAAAGAAAAAGAAAAGUUUCUAAUGGAUAUAGAAUUAAAAAGAAAGAAAUAAGUAUGUACGUUAGAUCAGCGAUUAGUUUCUUCGAUCGCUUCUCGUUUUUCACAUUUGCCAGGCAUAUAUAAAUAAAUAAAUAAAUAAAAAAAAAA
This is a messenger RNA of Vespula pensylvanica (western yellowjacket), 2877 nucleotides long. RefSeq names its product innexin inx2-like (gene Inx2). Gene Ontology annotation, cellular component: gap junction; plasma membrane. The record is from RefSeq and is a predicted model, not a curated record. Gene Ontology annotation, molecular function: gap junction channel activity. The coding region runs from base 1068 to 2144 and encodes 358 amino acids. Lineage: Eukaryota; Metazoa; Arthropoda; Insecta; Hymenoptera; Vespidae. Gene Ontology annotation, biological process: phototransduction. The transcript has a single exon.